UAUAUAUACUGGGCAGAAGAGUUAACCCUGCUCAAUAUCAUCCAACAUGGUCUCCGCAACGUCCAUUUUCAAUGCUAUCAGGUACCCGGCCGAGACCCGUGCGAUGGUCAACUAUGCCAUCUGGAUGGACCACAGGGAUAUCACCGACGUGACCGAGCUUCCUACGACUUGCUACGAUCGCCCCACGAUGCGAAAAUGCUGGGACUUUUUGGACUUGACCAGUCGAAGUUUCGCUAGGGUCAUCAGGGAGCUUGAGGGGGACCUUGCCAGGACUGUCUGCAUAUUCUACCUCGUGCUCCGAGCGCUCGACACUGUCGAAGACGACAUGACCAUCUCCAACGAUGUCAAGCUCCCUCUCUUGAGGAUCAUGCACACCAAGCUCUACGAACCGGGAUGGACAUUCAAAGAGUCUACAGAGAAGGACAGGAUCGUAUUGGAAGAGUUUGACAACAUCCAGAUAGAGUUCACUAUGCUUCAGCCCGCAUACCAAGCCGUCAUUGCCGACAUUUGCAAAAAAAUGGGUGCCGGUAUGGCUGACUUUGCCGCGCUCGCUACUCCCGAAGCCCCUGUCGCCGAGGUCAACACCAUCGCCGACUACGACCUCUACUGCCACUACGUCGCCGGUCUCGUCGGCGAGGGUCUCUCCGGCCUCUUUGCUGCCUCUGGGAAGGAACGAUCCUUUAUCGCCGACCAGCUCACCCUCUCCAACUCUAUGGGUCUCCUCCUCCAAAAGACCAACAUCUACCGCGACUUGCACGAAGACGUCGUGGACGGCCGAGGCUUCUGGCCGAGGGCUAUCUGGGGCAAGUAUGGCUUCAACUCGAUGAAGGAGUUGAUCGAGCCUGGGAGGGAAAAGGAGGCGAUGUUUGCGGCGAGUGAGAUGGUCUUGGAUGCGCUGAGGCACGCGACGGAUGCUUUGGAUUACAUGACCUUGUUGAAGAGCCAGAGUGUGUUCAACUUUGUUGCUAUCCCGGCUGUCAUGGCCAUCGCGACUUUGGAGAGGGCGUACAUGAACCCCGACAUCCUGAGGAAGAAUGUCAAGAUCAGGAAGGGCGAGACGGUCAGGCUGAUUAUGCGUGCUACCAACCCUCGAGAUGUGGCGUACGUCUUCCGAGAAUACGCCCGCAAGAUCCACGCCAAGGUCCAGAAGGACGACCCCAACCUCCUCAAGCUCUCCAUCGCUUGCGGCAAGAUCGAGCAAUGGUCCGAGCACCACUACCCCUCUUUCAUCGAAGUCGCCGGCCAAGGCCAAGGACAUGUCAAGUCCGCCAUCGAUCCCACCUCCAACGACGCCCGUGCCGCGCUCUUCCUCCGGCUCGCCAAGGAAGCCCAAGAAGCCGCUUCAAAAGCCCGUCAAGACAAGCUCAUGGCCGACUUGAGGGCAAAGGGUCUUAUCAAGGGAGACGGUGGGGAGCUGGAUGAGGAUGAGGAGGCGAGGAAGAGGUAUGAGGCGAUCCAGAGUCAGCAGACGACGCCGUAUCUGAUGAUUAUUGGUGUGGUGUUGGGGAUGUUGACGCUUAUGGUUGCGUUGGGUGGUUUGACGAUCUGGGUUGUGGUGAAGGCUUUCCCUGAGUGAUCCAAAAAAACCGUUAUGAGGCUCAUCUGUUUAUAUCUUUCUCUUUCUAUGGGCUUCGGUCGCCAUGCAUGUUAUGUAACCAAGCAA
This is a messenger RNA of Cryptococcus amylolentus CBS 6039, 1663 nucleotides long. RefSeq names its product farnesyl-diphosphate farnesyltransferase. Lineage: Eukaryota; Fungi; Basidiomycota; Tremellomycetes; Tremellales; Cryptococcaceae. Bases 47 to 1576 code for a protein of 509 amino acids. Gene Ontology annotation, cellular component: endoplasmic reticulum membrane. The record is from RefSeq and is a predicted model, not a curated record. Gene Ontology annotation, biological process: ergosterol biosynthetic process; farnesyl diphosphate metabolic process. Gene Ontology annotation, molecular function: squalene synthase [NAD(P)H] activity. The transcript is spliced from 8 exons.